CUUUUUUUUGGGUGGAAAUGAAGGGGUGGGUCUAUGGUACAUCACCUGAGUUGUGGGGUAAAUGUAGAGAGUGUCAAUCAAAGGCAGAGCUCAGAGCUGGGAAGAAAGCUCUAGAUGGCGGCUGUGCCUUGGAGAGCGCGUUGAGCCUCCCUUCCUUUUUCCACCCUCCGCCACUUUUGCGCAACUUUGCCCAACUUUUGGGCAGCCUCAAGAGGCUCCUGCGGCCCCUAGUCUCUCGCGGGGACCAGCGUAGAGGGGAUCGGGCGUUUUUCGGGCAGAAAAGCAGCUUUUGGGGGCUCUCUCGCCUUGUUGGAGAGAAGCAGCCGUGGAGGCAGCCCAGGUCGUUGUUUUUCCCAGCUUGGAAGCCAUGGCGUACCUCCAUUUUUGUGCGCUCUCCUAAUGAGCUUUUCCUCCGGAUCUUUUUUCUUACUCCUCUUUUUUGGCUUUAAUUAUUGCCUCUGGCGAUUUAACGAAUGCAGAUCGUUUGGGAUUAAACUCUUUAUUUAUUAUUUUUCAAAAGAAAUCCGGCUCCCCUCCCCCCCCCGCUCCGCCUGUAUUAACCUCCGAAAUAUUUUGGAGGUAAUGUUUUCCCACGACCCGAAACUAAUAUCGGGUUGGACCUGCCGCCGGUGCUUGGAUCAGUAAAUACCUGGGCACAGGACUUCAAAGCAAACACAGCCACCCCUCUACCUUUCCCUUAACUAUUUAAGAAUAAAAAGAUGAUGAGAAAUACGGAUAAAAGCCAAGGAGAGGAGGGUUCAGUCCACAGCAAUGUAUCGAGUCACUCAGCAUCUGAAGAGGCAUCGGGGUCCGACUCAGCCAGCCAGUCUGACAGUGAGCCAGGCAGCGACCAUUGGAGCGAAUCCAACAGCAGCUCGGAGACCUCUGAAAGCCAGUCUGAAUCUGAAAGCGAGUCGACGGGCUCGAAAUCUCAGCAGACGCCUCCAGAAGCCAAAGAGAAACCGGCUUCCAAGAAAGAAAGGAUAGCGGAUGUUAAAAAAAUGUGGGAAGAAUAUCCAGACGUUUAUGGGGUCAGGAGGUCGAACCGAAGCAGGCAGGAGCCCUCGCGCUUUAAUAUAAAUGAAGAGGGAAAUAGCGAGUCUGAGAGCGAGAGCCCCAAACGAAGAGGCCAAAAGCAAAUGAAAAGAAUAGAUAAAUGGAAGAGGGAGGGCUCUGGGGAUGAUGACGAAGAGGAAGAUGGAGAGGAAGAAGGCACCAGCGCAGAAAGUGAGCCAGAGCAGAAGAAAGUCAAAGCCAGGAGGCCUGUCCUGAGGAGAGCAGUGAGCAAAGCCAUUGUGAAGAAGGUCCACAAGCCCCAGCGUGGGAAGAGGAGGAGGAAAACCGAGUCGUCCGAGGAUGAAGACGAUGACGAAGAUGAUGAGGCACCCAAAAGGCAGACCCGGCGGAGAGCAGCAAAAAACGUCAGUUACAAGGAAGACGAUGACUUUGAGACGGACUCGGACGACUUGAUUGAGAUGACUGGAGAAGGGACCGAGGAACAGCAGGAUAACAGCGAGAUAAUUGAGAAAGUGAUAGACAGCAGGGUAGGCAAAAAAGGAGCCACUGGUGCUUCCACCACCGUCUACACGACGGAAGCGAACGGCAACCCUUGUGCCGACUUUGAUCCUGAGAAGGAAGAAGGGGAGGCCCAGUACCUGAUUAAGUGGAAAGGCUGGUCAUACAUCCACAGCACGUGGGAGAGUGAAGAUUCCUUGCAACAGCAGAAGGUGAAAGGCCUGAAGAAGCUGGAGAACUUCAAAAAGAAAGAGGAAGAAAUCAAGCAGUGGCUGGCAAAGGUGACCCCUGAAGAUGUUGAGUACUAUAACUGCCAGCAAGAACUGGCUUCGGAGUUGAACAAACAGUACCAGAUAGUGGAGAGAGUGAUAGCUGUGAAGACGAGCAAAUCGGCAGCGCCCGGAUCUGAAUUCCCAGCUCACAAUCGCAAAUCCUCCUCCAACGAUCCGGAAUACCUCUGUAAAUGGAUGGGACUUCCGUACGCAGAGUGCAGCUGGGAGGACGAGGCCUUGAUCAGCAAGAAAUUCCAGCACUGCAUCGACAGCUUCAACAGCAGGAACAACUCCAAAACCAUGCCUACCCGUGACUGCAAGGUGCUGAAGCAGAGGCCUCGGUUUGUUGCCUUGAAGAAACAGCCUUCCUACAUCGGAGGAGACAACCUGGAGCUUCGAGAUUACCAGCUGGAAGGCCUGAACUGGCUUGCUCACUCCUGGUGCAAGAGCAACAGCGUCAUCCUGGCUGACGAGAUGGGCCUGGGGAAGACCAUCCAGACCAUCUCUUUCCUCUCUUACCUCUUCUAUCAGCAUCAGCUGUACGGCCCCUUCUUGAUUGUGGUGCCCUUGUCGACGCUGACCUCGUGGCAGAGAGAGUUCGAGAUCUGGGCCCCGGAGAUCAACGUGGUUGUUUAUAUCGGAGAUCAGAUGAGCAGAAACGCUAUCCGUGAGUAUGAGUGGAUCCACGCUCAGACCAAACGGCUGAAGUUCAAUGUGCUCAUCACGACAUAUGAGAUUCUUCUGAAAGAUAAGACUGUUCUGGGGAGCAUUAACUGGGCCUUCCUUGGUGUGGACGAAGCGCAUCGCUUGAAGAAUGACGACUCCUUGCUGUACAAGACGCUGAUCGACUUCAAGUCUAACCACCGGCUGCUCAUCACUGGGACGCCCCUUCAGAAUUCUCUCAAAGAGCUUUGGUCUCUGCUGCAAUUUAUAAUGCCGGAGAAGUUUGAAUCCUGGGAAGAUUUUGAAGAGGAUCAUGGAAAAGGUCGAGAGAAUGGCUACCAGAGCCUCCACAAAGUCCUGGAGCCAUUCCUCCUGCGCCGGGUGAAGAAAGACGUGGAGAAGUCUCUCCCGGCAAAAGUGGAACAGAUCCUCCGUGUGGAGAUGUCUGCCUUGCAAAAGCAGUAUUACAAGUGGAUUUUAACGCGGAACUACAAAGCACUUUCCAAGGGAACCCGCGGGAGCACGUCUGGGUUCCUGAACAUCGUGAUGGAGCUGAAGAAGUGUUGCAACCACUGCUAUCUGAUCAAGGCUCCUGAGGAGAACGAAAGGGAGAACAGCCAAGAGAUGCUGCUGUCUUUAAUCAGGAGCAGCGGGAAGCUCAUCCUCUUGGACAAACUGCUGAGCAGGCUGCGCGAAAGGGGGAACCGAGUCCUCAUCUUCUCCCAGAUGGUCAGGAUGCUGGACAUCUUGGCAGAGUAUUUGGCCAUCAAGCACUAUCCUUUCCAGCGCCUGGACGGCUCAAUCAAAGGCGAGAUCCGAAAGCAGGCGCUGGAUCACUUCAACGCUGACGGCUCGGAGGACUUCUGCUUCUUGCUGUCCACGCGAGCUGGUGGACUGGGAAUUAACUUGGCGUCUGCUGACACGGUGGUUAUCUUUGACUCGGACUGGAACCCCCAGAAUGACUUGCAGGCCCAGGCUCGCGCUCACCGGAUAGGGCAGAAGAAACAGGUGAAUAUCUACCGCUUGGUGACAAAGGGGACAGUGGAAGAGGAGAUUAUCGAAAGAGCCAAAAAGAAGAUGGUGCUAGAUCAUCUUGUGAUCCAGCGUAUGGACACCACUGGCCGAACAGUCCUGGACAACAACUCUGGCAGAUCCAACUCGAACCCUUUCAACAAAGAGGAGCUGACAGCCAUUUUGAAGUUUGGUGCCGAAGAUCUCUUCAAGGAGGUGGAAGGGGAAGAGUCUGAGCCACAGGAAGUGGACAUUGAGGAGAUCUUGCGGCUGGCUGAAACGCGAGAGAAUGAAGUGUCCAGCAGCGCGACGGAUGAACUGCUGUCUCAGUUUAAGGUGGCAAACUUUACGACGAUGGAGGAAGAGGAAGCUGAGCUGGAGGAGAAGUCUCAGAAGGACUGGGACGAUAUCAUCCCCGAGGAGCAGAGGAAGAAAGUGGAGGAGGAGGAGCGUCAGAAGGAGCUGGAGGAGAUAUACAUGCUUCCCAGGAUCCGCAGCUCGGCUAAAAAGGCUCAGGCCAACGACAGCGAUUCGGACGUUGAGAUGAAGAGAAAGUUGCAGAGGUCGUCUGGCUCCGAGAGCGAGACGGAGGACUCGGAGGACGACAAGAGGCCCAAGCGCAGAGGGCGACCCCGGAGUGUCCGGAAGGACACAGUGGAAGGAUUCACCGACACGGAAAUCAGGAGGUUUAUCAAGGCCUAUAAAAAGUUUGGAGUUCCCCUGGAACGCCUGGAGUGCAUUGCCCGGGAUGCAGAGCUGGUAGACAAAUCGGUGGCUGACCUGAAGCGCCUGGGGGACCUUCUGCACAACAGUUGUGUUUCGGCAAUGCAAGAGCAUGAAGAGCACCUGAAGGAGCACCCUGCAGAAAGCAAAGGACCAGGAAAGAGGAGAGGUCCCACCAUUAAGAUUUCUGGUGUCCAGGUGAACGUAAAAGCCAUUAUUCAGCAUGAAGAAGAGUUUGCAAUGCUAUACCAGACUAUCCCGGCUGACCCGGAAGAGAGGGCAAGGUUCUGCCUGGCUUGCCGUGUCAAAGCGGCCCAUUUUGAUGUGGAUUGGGGUGUGGAGGAUGACUCUCGCUUGCUCCUAGGAAUAUACGAGCAUGGCUAUGGGAACUGGGAGCUCAUUAAAUCAGACCCGGAGCUGAAAUUAACUAACAAGAUCCUUCCUGUCGAGGCAGACAAGAAGCCCCAAGGGAAGCAGCUUCAAGCCCGGGUUGACUACUUGCUGAAACUUCUUAAGAAAGACAUGGAGAAAAAGGACGGUGUGAAAGAGCCAGAAGAGGCCAAGGUGAAGAAGAGGAAGCCCCGGGUAAAGAAAGAAAACAAGUCUCCCAAAGGCAGGGACGAGCAUGGGAACGAGCUGUCUUCUCCUCGGCAUUCGGACAACCAGUCGGAAGAAGGAGAGGUCAAGGAGGACGGAUUGGAUAAGAGUCCGUUGAAGAAAAAGCAGAAGAAAAAAGAAAACAAAGAGAACAAGGAAAAGCAGACGGCAAGCAGAAAAGAGAAGGAAGGGGAGAAAGAGAGGAAGAAAGCAAAGGAGAAAAAAGAGAAGGCCAAAGGCUGUGAGGGCAAAUCUGGAAGCAAAGGGAAGAGGUCACAGGGCCCCGUCCACAUCACAGCUGGCAGUGAGCCCAUCCCCAUUGGAGAAGAUGAAGAUGACGAUUUGGACCAGGAAACCUUCAGCGUAUGCAAAGAGCGGAUGAGGCCUGUCAAGAAGGCCUUGAAGCAGCUGGACAAGCCGGAGAAGGGGCUGACGGUACAGGAGCAACUGCAACACACCCGGAGCUGCCUGCUGAAGAUCGGAGACCGCAUCUCGGAGUGCCUGAAGGCUUACUCGGAGCAGGAGCUCAUCAAGCUCUGGAGGAGGAACUUGUGGAUAUUUGUGUCCAAGUUCACAGAAUUUGAUGCAAGGAAGUUGCACAAGUUAUACAAGAUGGCUCACAAGAAGCGGUCUCAGGAAGAAGAGCAAGAACAGAGGAAAAGGGAGGAGGCCAUGGCAGGCAAGAAGCUGUUUCGGCCAGAGGUGUCCGGAUCCAGCCGAGAUUGUGUGAUGUCUCAGAUACCGCACGGACCUCAUUCUCAAAAGUUCCACCAGCCUCCACCACAUCCUUCCCAAAUGCACGGACACCAGCGGGAGAACUACAACCACCCAAACAAGAGGCAUUUCAGUAACGCGGAUCGAGGUGACUGGCAGAGGGACCGCAAGUUCAGCUAUGGCGGCAGCGCCAACCAAAUGUGGGGUGGAGAGCGUCACCAUCAGUAUGAACCGCGUUGGCAUAAGGAACAGCACUACGGAGACCGCCGGUUGCGCAGCGAGCCUCGCGGCGAGCCUCGCAACUACCGCCUGAACAACCCGUCCCGCAAGCGGCCUUAUGAACUGUACAACAGUGACCGGGACCACCGGGGCCACAGGGACUAUUAUGACAGGCAUCACCACGAUUCCAAGCGGCGGCGAUCAGAUGAAUUCCGGUCUCCGAAUUACCACCAACAGGACUUCAGGAGGAUGUCUGACCACAGGCUUCCCAUGGGCUACCAUGGCCAAGGCCCCUCGGACCAUUACCGGCCUUUCCACCCGGACAAACCGUCCGAUUACAAACAGCUGCUCCCCCCUCCUCACUCCCAGCUCUCAGACCCCCGCUCCCCACCCUCCCAGAAAUCCCCACACGAUGCCAAGUCUCCUCUUGAUCACCGGUCGCCCCUGGACAGGCCUUUAGAACAGAAGAACAAUCCGGAUUAUAACUGGAGCAGCCGGAAGACAUAGAGGUUGGGGGAGGGGGACAGGAGAGGAGGGAGAACCUUCGCCUGAGGUAACUUCACCUGAGAUAAAACAGCACCUGCUGGUUCGACACGCCCAGAGCCAGAGACGCUGAACACGCUGGUUGGGCUCUGCUUUUGCAGACGGAUCAUAGGAGCCGAACAAGGUUGGGGGGACGUCUGGAUUUCCGCCCCAAUCUCUCCUCCCAUAAUCCUGCUGGACAAAUGUUUGGGGAGUUGACUUCCCUGCACCCCAGUGACCUGGAAGUGGGGGUGGGGGGCAAAGCCAGGCCCACCUCAGGUUUUUUGUUUUUCGUUUCUAUGUCUUGAGGCUGACUUGGACUCCCACAUACAUUUCACGGACAUUGGAUCGAUGGCUGCUCGGGGCACGGACAGAGGAGAGAGCCGAAUGGUUUUGGUGUGAAGAUUCAAGUUGUUGGCUGGGGAGUGGGAGAGGGGGCUGGGGCGUCGGAGAGGGAAUAUAAGCACCGGCCUGAGUGGGCUCUACCUGUUGAAUGGAGGGAAGUUUAGUGUAGGGGUUGAGGGAUGGGUGGGAGGAAUCGGUCCUGAGGAAGGUGAGAAGGCCUUUAAAGAACUGACCUUGAACAUCUGACUGCCGGUGUCAGAGACUUUCAUAUAUACACAUAGAGAGAGAGGGAGAUCCUCUCUUUUCAGUUUUUGAUGCCAAAAAAAAAGGGAAACACUUUGGCCCCCACAAACCCACGGUGUACUUUUCCCCCUUUCCUGAGUUGCAGUUCUCUCUUGCUGUCCUCAUUUCCCUGUCUUGGCAGUGCCGCGUUUACAGCGGACCAAAGGACGAUAACGGAGGAUUGGGAGGGAUGGAAGAGGCCACCCUCUGAGCUUGGAGAGGGGGGCUUUCUGGACAUGCCGAAUUUUUAAAAAAUGUGUCCCGCCCCAUUCAUUGAGUCCUUCAGAGAGGAGAGAGGAAGCACUGGUGGUGGUUCCAUGCGAGAAAACCUCGGCUCUCCCUGACAGAGGUUUCUGUGCGCCUGUUUUUCUGCUCUCAGUGAGAACUGAGAGUCUGGCUCUGUGCGCAGAAAGGAUCACCCAGCAGCAAAGGCAUUGAGCUUCAUGUUCUGGACAGCCCUGGCUUAUCUUUUAUUUAUUUUUAUUUUUUUUAAAAAAUAACAAAAUUUAUAUGCUGCUUGAUUGUGAGAGACCAUUAUGUGGUUGUUUGUUGAACAUCUGAAAAUGGCCGGGCCAGGGUUUCCUAUCCGAGGUGAAGGUUUUUAAUGAAAGCAACCCACCAGUUACCAUCUAGGGGAGUGGAAGAAUGCAGAGCCAUUCAACGUGAGGGAUCCACAGAGUGGGUGGGGACCGACCAGCCGCUGUUAGUCACGCAUGGCAGAAGUGGUCCAGAGAUGAAAGUCCCACUGAUUUGGUGGCCGCUAUAAAAAUUUCAAAAGCAUCAGCUGCAGAGGAUCCCCAUUGACAUUUGUGUAUGUUCACACAGGGUCCCAAAUUUGCUUUUUUUGGGGGGGGGUCCAGCUGUUGCUCUUGUAAAUGCACAAAGGGGGAGAGAAGCAGCCUGCUCUGAAACUCUCUGUUAACAAUUAGCUGUGUAUUAAUGGUAAAAACGUAGCCUUCAAGGGAUGUUCCUAAAUUCGCUGGUGUUAUACUCCCCAAAUUUAACCAAUAUAAGUUUAAUAAAUAAAAUGAAUAAAUGCAGGCAAUCAGCAGUAUGCAGUUUCUCAUUGAGGAGGUGUCAGGAAACAAUCUCGUCCAAAACUCCCCCCCCCAAAAAAAAAUGCAACAGCCACAGCCAUGUUUUGCUUGCUGGAUAGGCAGGUGUUGGAACGUUUGGUCAGGCGGUCACUGCCAGUUCAAUUCCAGAAGUGUUAAGUUUCUAAUUUGCCUGCAAGAAGGAAUGAAAAAACUUGGAAGUAUUUUUACCUAGGUUUGGAAGGGUUUGGUGUGUGUGUGUGUGUGUGAGAGAGAGAGAAUGAGAGAGAUUGUGUCAGAUGCCAUUUUUCUUCUGAUUUCACUAAGCUGUGAUGGUAGAAAAUACACUAUGGAAUUUCUUCAGGAGGUCCUUGCAUUUUCACAGAGGGUGGUGGCUUGAUAAAUGUGAAUUCCAAAUGCAUCUCCCCCACCCCGCUGGGAAGGAAGAAAGAGAGUUUUAUUAAUACUAUUAAUUAUUGUUAUUAAUUAGAAUGGUUAUUCCUAAAAUACUGCUGUAAUUAUGAAGUAUAUUCCUGUGCCAUAAAGUUGUAGCUAACGACCGGACUGGAAAAAGAGGUGCGAGUGUAUGUAUGUCUGCGAGCGGGUGUUUAAAUUUAAACACUCCAUCAUAAAAGUAUUACGAAGAAGUAACCUCAACCAAAAUCAGUGAGACUUGCUUCUGAAUGGCAUGCCUUGGAUUCUGUUGGAGGCAGGAGACAGGCUUCACGUGCUCGGGGUGGGGGGUUAUGCAUUCAAGAAUGAAUAUGAGGGGAGGGGAGCAGAAAGUUGGAACUGACUUUAAAAAACAGUUGCAUCUGUGGGGGUGCAUGGGUAGUUUAGCAGAUUCUGCAUGUUUACAAACUGGGAACAUCAGAUGGAGUGAUAUACACCCAGCAUUUCUCCUCUUAAUAACGCUGGGAAAAAUCUAGCAUUGAGAUUGGCAUUACAAGUGUGGGGUGGGGCAGCCCCAACUGUAAAUUUUUCAGCGGGUGGGUUGUAUCAUUACCUAGAAUGGCUGUUUCUGCAACACUCUCCCCACCCCCCAUGUUCCAGUCGCUAAAGUUUCUUUGCAGGCAGAAGCAUUAAUAAAACCCACAAGCAACAGUGUAUUCCCCAGAAACAGUGUUAACUGUUCACGCUAGAAUCCCCACUGUCUGCAGAGUGCCUGGACUAAAAAAGUAACGCUGGGCUUGGACCCAGUUUGGGUGAAUGAUUUGGGAAUGGGGAGGGGGAAGAAUCUUUCUGGGCUCCACUUCCACUGUCUGCAUAACAGCACUGGCUCGUCCAUUGCAUUUUCCCCAACAAUCCACCACUUUGGAAAGAUUGGUUUGCAAAGCCGUAGACUUAUUGGGGUGGGGGAGAAAGAAACAAAGCAAAUCCUGUUGACUAAAGGGGAAAAAAACACAGUUAUUAAUUUAUAUUGUGACAAAAAAAUUGCCACUGUCCUAGUGAUUUCUGAUGUAAAUAUGUUUGUUUAUAGAGUAUGUAUUAAAUUUUCCUACAUUGUAGGCUGUACUUUGGAUUCUUGUAUAUUAAAAUGUGACAUGGACAUUUUCACAAAUCUGAA
This is a messenger RNA of Rhineura floridana, 9464 nucleotides long. RefSeq names its product chromodomain helicase DNA binding protein 2 (gene CHD2). Gene Ontology annotation, cellular component: nucleus; chromatin. Lineage: Eukaryota; Metazoa; Chordata; Lepidosauria; Squamata; Rhineuridae. Gene Ontology annotation, molecular function: ATP binding; histone binding; ATP-dependent chromatin remodeler activity. The record is from RefSeq and is a predicted model, not a curated record. Bases 720 to 6221 code for a protein of 1833 amino acids. The transcript has 39 exons. Gene Ontology annotation, biological process: regulation of transcription by RNA polymerase II; nucleosome organization.